AUGCAACAUGCCCGUGAAGGCUGGUCCAUCCACGUGAAUGGUGAAGACAUAAAAAGUGGGCUCCCGAUAAAUGGGAUGACAGUGAUUUCUCAAGCUGAGUUUGACCUUGUUCAAAGUGUCCAAGAAAAUGCAAAUCUACGUCCAAAAAUAGUUCAGUCGCCAGAUAAAAUACAGAGAGCUUUAGAGGAGAAGAAAUUAACUCGAGAUGAGGCAAAGAAUGCAGAAAGAUCAGCUAUGCAAUCUUUUCAGCAGAAAACUGCCACUGUUGAGGUCUAUAGCAAGGAGUUCAACAAUUGCAUACCUUACCUUUUGUGCAAGAUCUUUCAUCUGGCUGUUUGUAUCUCCAUUCUUGAAGUGCUUAGUCGUAUGUUGUAGCUGAACUUCUUGCUUCACUCUUUGGCUUUUGUACCCUGUGCUGUUGGGAAAAUCUGGAAUCAUUUAUUGC
Molecule: messenger RNA, 445 nt
Organism: Hibiscus syriacus
Lineage: Eukaryota; Viridiplantae; Streptophyta; Magnoliopsida; Malvales; Malvaceae
Product: kinetochore protein NUF2 homolog
Exons: 4
Coding region: 1-375 (124 amino acids)
Biological process (GO): kinetochore organization; meiotic chromosome segregation; mitotic spindle organization
Cellular component (GO): Ndc80 complex
Molecular function (GO): protein-containing complex binding
Source: RefSeq, a predicted model, not a curated record